AACAAAUUCUCAUUCUCUUUUUAUCUCUCCUUUCUCUCCAACAAACAUUUUUUUCUUUUUUUUUUCUUAUUCAAAUUCAUUUUUUAUAUUAUUACUCAUAAGAAAUACCUUCAAUUUUCUUCAUCUUCCAGAGAAACCUGAGUUUCAUAUUCAGGUUUCUUUGGAACAACACAAAAAUAUUUUUUCAAGGUUUAGCGGCAUGGAAAAUCACGUAAUGGUUGAAAUUGCAGAAGAUAAUUUUGAAACUCCCUCACUGAUUAAGUUUAUAGCAUCGAAUGAUGUUGAUGGUUUUGAUACAUUUCACUCUCAAUUUCCAAGCCCAACUCGCAAAGAUACCGAAGCAUCCUCACCAACAAGCUUACAAGAUGAACCAUUAGUCAUCAAUCAUCAAAGAAAACCAUCUGUUUCUUUAAGCAUGCCACUUUCUGCUGAAGAAGUUCAACUUCAAAGUGGCAGUAACAGCCAGAAAGUUUUCUUUAGUGGAGAGUCUGUUAUCAUCAAAGAUAUAAAACCAUCUGCGGCUCUCCCUCCAAAAAACCCGAAAUGUUACUCUCAACCAAUGCCGAAAGGUAUGGUUCGCCAAGACGGUUCUCAAACUCAAAAGGUUAAUAGUAAUCAUCAUAAUCAACCAGCUGGAAUCAAAAUGUUUAGAGAUAAGAGAUUCGACUCGUUUAAAACAUGGUCUGGUGGACUCGAGAGACAGUUAACGAUUCUGCGCGGUAAAGAACCGGGCGGAAGUGCACAAGAGGGUAACAUCUCUGCAAGAAGCAUUGAUAGAGCUUUACCUGUUGAUAGGUAUUUCGAUGCAUUGGAAGGUCCCGAGUUAGAAACUCUUAAGUCAUCAGAAGAGAUAAUGCUUCCUCAAGACAAACGAUGGCCGUUUCUUCUCCGGUUCCCCGUUUCAUCGUUUGGUAUAUGCCUCGGAGUUAGCAGCCAAGCAAUUCUCUGGAAAACACUAGCCACAUCACCUGCAACUGAAUUCCUCCACAUAACUCCCAAAAUAAACCUAAUCUUAUGGUGCAUAUCCACGCUGCUUAUCGCCUCCGUUUUCACAGUCUACAUUCUCAAACUCGUCCUCUACUUCGAAGCAGUUCGUCGCGAAUACUACCAUCCUAUCCGUGUUAACUUCUUCUUCGCGCCAUGGAUAGCUCUCUUGUUUUUAGCCCUCGGUGUUCCUCCAUCCAUCGCCGAAAACCUGCCUCAUGCUCUUUGGUACAUUCUAAUGGUACCGAUAUUUUUCCUCGAGCUCAAGAUUUACGGACAGUGGAUGUCUGGUGGACAAAGGAGGCUCUCGAAAGUGGCGAACCCUUCGAAUCAUUUAUCAAUUGUUGGAAACUUUGUUGGAGCAUUACUCGGUGCAUCGAUGGGACUAGUUGAAGGACCUCUUUUCUUCUUCGCCAUUGGACUUGCUCAUUACAUUGUGUUAUUUGUGACACUUUAUCAAAGACUUCCAACUAAUGAGACACUACCUAAAGAACUUCAUCCAGUUUUCUUUCUGUUUGUUGCAGCACCUAGUGUUGCUUCAAUGGCUUGGGCUAAGUUGCAAGGUUCCUUUGAUUAUGGUUCAAGGAUCGCGUAUUUCAUCUCCGUCUUCCUUUAUUUCUCAUUGGCUGUGAGGAUCAAUUUCUUCAGAGGAUUCAAAUUCUCUCUUGCAUGGUGGGCCUAUACUUUUCCAAUGACUGGUGCAGCAAUUGCAACCAUAAGAUACUCAAAUGAAGUACCAAACACUGUUACUAAAUCAUUGUGUGUUGCAUUGGCUCUCGUCUCAACAUUCACUGUCAUGGCACUUCUUCUAUCAACAAUGUUGCAUGCAUUUGUCUUCAGAGACCUUUUCCCUAAUGACAUUGCUAUUGCCAUAAGUGAUAGAAAGAGAAAACCACAUAAAAAUUGGUUAGGUUUUAAAUAUGGAAGCCAAGAUGGUAAAGAGAUUGAAACUUACUUGAAGUUUGUGAACACCGAUAAUAGUAGUGUGGAUGGUUCCACCCGGCAACCGUCGGAUUGCAUGGAUGGUUCCACCCGGCAAUCGUCCGAUUGCAUGGAUCAGACUUCUCCUAAUUAAAGAUAAGGAUAUUCGAUGUAGGGUUUCAAAAAGAGUCUGCGACAAUCUAACUUAAGACAUUAAAUCAUUGAUAUCUACAACGAUCUUGUCUGAAAGGACGAAUGCCAUCAAUGUUUUUGAUAUCUCUAAAUUUGAUGAUAUUAAGGUUCGUGAUGCGACUGCGGCCGUUAUUGCUAUGUAAAAACUUGUUUGUUGGUAUGGAAUAAUGGUGUUUUAUAAGAAGAAAAAUUAUCAGCGAUGUAAUAAUGUUUUAUAUAGUCAAGCAUAUGUGAGGAACAAAAGUGGUUUUGAUUGUUCCAAUGAUCAUGUGAAGUAGUAAGUUAAAUAUGGUUUGUGUAGGAUGAUUAGAUUUUUGUAGAAAUGGUUCCCACCUCCUAUGAAAAAUAAGUGAGGUGUUAAUUAUAUGUUAAUAUAAGUUACUAUUUUUAAAUGAUCAUUCUUCUUACAAGUGUAUUUUCUUCAUCUACAAAACUAAGUCCUAAGAUCUUAAGAGAAUUGAAUUUAGUUCUAUUAUUUAUUUACACUAAGUUUCAUAACCACUAGGAUAUUCAUUUUUAUUAGGUCAUUGAUAAUUGCCAUUAGCAAUUUCACUUCUGCAAAGCCACCUUCUUGUU
Messenger RNA from Lathyrus oleraceus (garden pea), 2673 nucleotides. RefSeq names its product S-type anion channel SLAH2. Gene Ontology annotation, cellular component: membrane. The transcript is spliced from 6 exons. Gene Ontology annotation, molecular function: voltage-gated monoatomic anion channel activity. The coding region runs from base 200 to 2059 and encodes 619 amino acids. Lineage: Eukaryota; Viridiplantae; Streptophyta; Magnoliopsida; Fabales; Fabaceae. The record is from RefSeq and is a predicted model, not a curated record. Gene Ontology annotation, biological process: intracellular monoatomic ion homeostasis; transmembrane transport.